This is a messenger RNA of Plasmodium inui San Antonio 1, 2364 nucleotides long. RefSeq names its product adenosinetriphosphatase. Lineage: Eukaryota; Apicomplexa; Aconoidasida; Haemosporida; Plasmodiidae. Gene Ontology annotation, molecular function: ATP binding; RNA helicase activity; RNA binding. Gene Ontology annotation, cellular component: cytoplasmic stress granule; nucleus. Gene Ontology annotation, biological process: poly(A)+ mRNA export from nucleus. The transcript has a single exon. Bases 1 to 2364 code for a protein of 787 amino acids. The record is from RefSeq and is a predicted model, not a curated record.
AUGACCAUACAGGAGGAAAACCCCAGUGGCGAAAAAACCAACGAUGAAAAAACGAAUGACAACUCGAAGAAUGAAGGGUUGAAAUUUUCACCCGCUGAUCAGGAACAAAAGAAAGACGACACAAAGGUGGAAAAUAAAGGUGACGUCAAAGCGGAAAGUAAAGAUGAUGUGAGAAGCGAAGGAAAAGACGAUAUAAAAAGCGAAGGCAAAGACGACGCGAAGGCCGCAGAGGGCGGGGAGGACGUCAUGAACAUGCUGCUGAGCUACCUGCAGAAGAAUAAGGACGAUCCGAAAGUCAUGCAAACCAUGAUGAGCGUGAUGGGCGGGCAGGGAAAAGACGGUGCAGCGGGGCUCAGACAGAUGAAGUUGCCCUUCAGCAUGGUCAACGGGACAGAGCCAGGGAACGACAAAGCAAAUGCAACGAGUGGAAACAAGAAAGACGAAGAGGCAGCGCAAGCCGAUGGUGACAAAAAAACGAAGGAGGACAAAGAGACGGGAAACAAACUGCUAAAUCUGUUCGGUAGAAAAACUGAAAAAAGCAUUUUCCCUAGUUUUAGCUUUUCCAGUGGAUUAAACAACACAGGAAAUGACACAAAGGAGGGAUCCUCCGGUGCAGGUAGCAUUUUUGGAGAUGGAAAAAAAAGUUUCUUUGCUGAGUUUGGCGAAGGUAAAAGCCGCAAUGGUAGUGGCAGUAUGAACAAGUUAGGCUUUAGAGGAUUCGGCGGAUUCGGUAGCACCUUUGGGAGUGGGAAGAAGAACGAAGAUGGGGUCUCUACAAAGGGAGAAACAGGAAACGGGAUCUUCACCAAGGGAACAAGCAGAUCAGGUCCCAGUGCAAGUAAUGAGAAGGAGGAUGGCACUGAAAAAAGCGAUACGGUGAUGAAGAAAAAAUUCGAAACCUUGGUUGAUGACGACGAUGAUUACAUAAUAGAAAACGCAGAAACGAAGGAGCCACUGGAAGAAGAAGCAAUCUCAUUGAUCGAGAAUAUGGACAUAAAUAAUGAGAACAAUGCGAAGGAGAAAAAAUUAAGUAACUUUGAUUUCAGUAAAGCGCUGAAUAAUGAUAGCACCGACGAAGUGAGAGACAUAAAAUUAUAUCGUUCGAGAAACACAUGGGAAGAAUUAAACAUAGAUAAUGACCUUAUACAGAUUUUGACGUAUUUAAAAUUUUUCGCACCUUCCAAAAUACAAGGCCUGGCUCUUCCCUACAUUUUAAAUAGUAACAAGAAUUUAAUAGCCCAGGCUCAAAAUGGGUCAGGAAAAACACUUACCUUUGUCAUUUCAAUGCUGUCGAAAAUAAAUCGAAAUGAAGGGAUGCUGCAAGCCAUGUGUAUAUGUCCAACGAGGGAAUUAGCUCAACAGAAUUAUGAAGUUGUGGGGAAGUUUACAAAAUAUCUACCCGUGAAAGUUUUCCUAGCAGUACCACUAUGCGAUAAAUAUGAUAAAAACGCGGGGUUCCAAAUAUACGUGGGUACUCCAGGAAAGACGCUGGACUUAUUGAAGAGAAAAUUUGUCGAUACAAAGAAUGUAUCCAUUUUUGUGCUGGACGAAGCUGAUGAUUUAAUUGAUAUUAAAAAUAAUAUGUCUUCCCAGGUGGAAAGUAUCAAAAGGUUUCUACCAAAACGUUGUCAAAUUCUUCUCUUUUCUGCUACAUAUAAUGAAGACGUACGAUCCUUUGCUGAUAGGUUUGCUCCAAAUGCAUCCAAAAUAAGUGUCCGACAGGAAGACUUAACUCUGAAAUGUGUGAAGCAGUACUACCUCUUAACAGAAAAUGACGAGCAGAAGUAUUACUACCUCUCUGAAUUAUACUGCUCCAUGAGUAUCUCUCAGUGUGUCAUUUUUGUUAACUCGAAAGUGUCUGCAUAUAGUCUGUACCAGUUUAUGACGGAGCGUGGCCACAAUGUUACUCUCAUUUGUGCCGAUAGUGUAAUUAGCCGAUUUACAAGAAAUCAAGUACAGAAGGCAAAUGUGCUAGGCAUGGACCCCAAAACUAGGGAUACCCUCAUGUCUGAUUUUAAGAAUGGCGUGUCCAAAGUUCUAAUCUGCACCGAUUUACUCUCCAGGGGAAUCGACGUACCCACCAUCAGCUUAGUUAUCAAUUUUGACCUCCCCUACGUCUAUCAAGGAAGAAUUUCAGAAAAUUAUGGCAACAGUUUCGCCAACAGGAAAGUGAACAUGGAGACCUAUAUUCAUCGUAUCGGGCGGACAGGAAGAUUUGGCACCAAAGGAAUGGCCAUCAAUUUUAUAAGUAAAAAUCAACUCGUUCAUAUUAAGCAAAUAGAGAAGUACUACCAGUGUGUCAUUUCGGAUUUGGAAAUCGAUUCUGAGCUUAUGAUCACUUCCGCCUCAAAGGGGACGAACUAA